AGAUUAUAAUGUGACUACGUUUCCCAUGGUGCACGGGGACAAUGGUUCUGCGUCUUGGUGCUAAACGAUCGCAGGUUUUUUUUUUGCUACUUAUUGAGGGCCCUAAACCAUGUACAAAGAGUUGGCAGUGGCAUUGGGGCUCGGAACGGUGGUAGCCCUGGUAUUCCUGAAGAAAAGAAAGAGUGUACUGAAAGCACAUGAUGGGUGGUGGGGUGUGGGAGCUUGUCCCCAAGAACCCGAAGAUGAUAGUAUCCGCCCUUUCAAAGUUGAGACAACUUCAGAAGAGAUUGAGGAUCUACACCGCAGGCUAGAUCAGACCCGCUCAUUUCCUUCUCUUGAAGACAGUCAGUUUAACUAUGGCUUCAACUCCAAAUACCUUGAGAAGGUUGUGUCUUAUUGGAGGAAUGAUUUUAACUGGAGGAAACAAGUGGAUAAACUGAACAAAUACCCUCAUUUCAAAACCAAAAUCGAAGGUAUUGAUAUUCACUAUGUUCACGUGAAACCAAAGAGCCUGGCUGAGGGAACCCAUGCUGUGCCUCUGAUGAUGGUACAUGGAUGGCCAGGCUCCUUCUAUGAAUUUUAUGGUAUCAUCCCCCUGCUUACGGAGCCAUCCAGUCCUGAUGACAUUACUUUCGAAAUCAUUUGUCCCUCAAUACCUGGUUAUGGUUUCUCAGAGGCCCCACAUAAAAAAGGUUUUGACGGUGUAUGUGCAGCACACAUAUUCAAUAAACUGAUGAAGAGGCUUGGUUUCAACCAGUACUAUGUCCAGGGAGGAGACUGGGGCUCGCUUAUUACCACUAAUAUGGCCCAGCUGGAGCCCAAUGCUGUGAAAGGCCUCCACAUUAACUUUGCUCUUCCAGGAAAAGCAGGCCUUCUCAUGAUGUUGUCUAUACUUUUUGGUCGCCGAUUUCCCAAACUCUUUGGCUUCACCGAGCAUGAUGUGAAACGCCUUUUCCCCACUAUGGAAAAGCUUGUAGUUGACGCAAUAAGGGAGACUGGAUACAUGCACAUACAGUCCACUAAACCUGACACUGCAGGCCGUGGAUUGAAUGACUCUCCCGUUGGUUUGGCUGCCUACAUUUUGGAGAAAUUUUCAACCUGGACUGAUCCUGAAUUCAAGAACCUUGAGGAUGGUGGACUGGAAAGGAAGUUUUCUCUUGAUGAUCUUCUGACGAAUGUGAUGAUCUACUGGACCUCUAGGUCCAUUAUAUCCUCCAUGCGUUUCUACAAGGAGAACUUCAGCAAAGGCCUGAAUCAGCCCCAUGCAAAGCUUCCAGUUUAUGUUCCGUCAGGUGUGGCCUCUUUCCCCAAUGAGCUGAUGCACUCCCCUAAAUCGUGGGUGACACAGAAAUACCAUAAGCUCAAGACUUACACUCCCAUGGCUCGCGGGGGGCAUUUUGCUGCUAUGGAGGAGCCACAGUUACUGGCAGAGGAUGUUCAGAGCUUUGUCAAGAUUGUGGAAAAGAGAAAGAAGAAAUAAAUAGUUAUCUGUCCUUUUUUUUCAUAUUCAUGGGCUAAUGGAACUCACGGUUUAGAUGCGUAGAUAAAUGCAUCUAAACAGAGAUGACCAUGAAGUAAAAAACAACAGAUGGCUAAUCCUAAUCAUUACUGUGUCAAAAACUAUUAUAAACAAAUGUAUUCCAUUCAUUUUUAGGUAAUAGCACUGUUUAAUCCUAGGAAUAUAUUAACACAAUUUUAUAUUUGCAGCAUGUGCCUUAGUUUUAUUGCAAUUUAAAUGAUUAUAUAAUGACAGGAGCUUGCUUUAGACAUAUUUCACUGAUUUUGAUUGCUCACAGGGGAAAUGCAUUCUGAAUUAAGACAUUCUUAGGGCAAAAAGAAAUGAUCAGUGGAACCAUUCAGAUGCAAUAUUUAGUCUGUAAAUGCAAGUGCUCUGUACUAUUAAGUUUUAAAUAGUUUUAAAGCAUUUUGCACACAUAAUUCAAGUAAUUUCAGGUAUGACAGAAUGCAACUCUACAUGCAAUCGAUCCAAUCUGACAUACGGAUAUUACGACACUAAUCAUGUAAAAAAAAAAGUAUUUUACACAAUGAAUAUAGUGACAGAACUUAUGAGAAAUCAAGCUCUCUUUACAUUUUACGAUAAAGGGAUGAUCUGUGUUGGACCCUUUGAUUGGAAUGUUACUAAAGUUACUAAAAUCCAAACUAACUCCUUAUUUCCUUACCUGAACGUAAACAUUAUUCUAAUAGAUUGAACUGGAUUCAUUAUUAAAAAAAUAAUGUCACUGCAGGUUAAAGAUUGACUGAACAUUAAACUCAUAUCUGCUCCAUUGCAGACGCUUCACAGCAACUAAGUUACUAUUCCCUGUCUAGUUUUUAAUCGAAUACUGUUAGGUAGGCUAAAAAUGUAUGUCAUAAUUCAUUGCUGUCAAUAUAGGCAUGAAGCUCAUAUGAAAUGUGGAGUGAUCAUCACUCAAUUAAAAGUAAAACCCUUGGGGCCCGUUUACACAGGAUGUGUACUUGUAUUCAAAAAUUCACAGCGAUUGCAAUGGAAAGGAAGGCGUAUCGAGAUCCAUUUGAAAAGCUUGUUUAACAUGAAGUAGCGUCCUAAAAAUAUAGUGUUCAUUGUGUGAGAUGCUAAAAAAGUACAGAUGGACAAAAAGUGGCUUAAAAACGAAAAUAGCAUUACAAAAUCGAUCUGAAUGAGAAGUGAACGAGUGAGAAGUGGCGCAGCGAUAAAAGUGAGUCUUGCAUUUAAAAUCACAAACAUUUUAAAGCUUGUAUUUGAACUUAUUUUUAAACUGUAAAAAAAGCAUCGCUCAUGAAGUGGGAUGCUGAAAAAUCAAUGAGAUGUGGCGCAACAGUGCGUUUACUUUGGAAAAUAAUUUGAAAAACACACCACAGUGGAAUGCAAAAAAUGCAUUCUGUGUGAACCGAAGACUUCUGUUUCCACACGUGACAAACAUGAUUCUAAAUAGGAUGAUUCUUUUGAGACAAAUGUUAAACUGAAACCUGCCACCAGACCAAAAUGAUACACCCACAAUAAUGACCCC
Molecule: messenger RNA, 3008 nt
Organism: Sinocyclocheilus grahami
Lineage: Eukaryota; Metazoa; Chordata; Actinopteri; Cypriniformes; Cyprinidae
Product: epoxide hydrolase 1-like
Exons: 9
Coding region: 110-1480 (456 amino acids)
Biological process (GO): epoxide metabolic process
Molecular function (GO): epoxide hydrolase activity
Source: RefSeq, a predicted model, not a curated record